UGCUGGUAUUGUAUAGAUGUAGGUCGCGGUUUUUUAGUUUCUUUAAACCUCGCUUGUAAGAAGAGUAGAGUAUUAACUAGUCGUCACAUGAGCACGUCAGUUUCGCUAAACCAGUUUCACUGUUCAGAAGGGAAGUGACGGAGCGUAGCUCGUCGUUUUAGCUUGUCACUGUUUUGAAAACUUUUUGACUUAGCCUUUUACCGAAUCAGCUUGCAAUCAUAAGGUCAACAUGAAUAUAUUCAAAAGGGACAAGGUCACCUCAGCCAGCCCAGUUGUGCCACAAGAUCAAAGCACAGAGGCAGGUCAUGCGCCUCCUCUGGUAUUAACUGAUGUGCUGGUGGACUUCCAGGACAACACCAGUGCUGUGAAGACUGAGCUCCCUACAAACACUAAGGGGACAGGAGUGAUGGGAGUCAUUCAGAGGGUGAACCCGUUCAGAUCUCCUGCCCAGAGCUCCUCUUCGGCAACAAAGGAGUCAACAACUGCAAUUCUCUCUACAGACACCAAACAGAACCCUGGAGUGUUGAAAGGAGUUUUUCAAAAAGUCAAUCCGUUUAAAUCUUCCACACCUACACAGGUGAAGGGGGAGGAGUCUCACACAGACACUGUGGAUCACCAGGCAACCAAUAAGCUGCCAGUAACCAAGCAGAAGCCUGGGGCGUUCAGUGGAAUGAUUCAGAAAGUCAAUCCCUUCAGGUCCAACCAGCCAAGCCAGAUUAGGGACAGCUCGUCCCUCGACAGUGACCUGUCCUCCAGUGCUGAUAGUUUGGUUGGGAACAACAACAUCACAGAGAAGAAUGUUGUCUGGUACACUGAUGGUGAGGACGCAGGUAGUGGUGUGGAGGCCCAAUCCCUGGAAGAACCAAACACCAGGGAUGCUGGCACCAGCCAGUCUGUCGAGCCGUCUGCAGUGUCAGACCCUGGUGAAGGGACCCCUGUGGACUGGGAGGACGAUGAAGAGGGUCUUCUGGAUUGGUGGAGGACAGUAGAAGGCUGGGAGGAGUGGAACGAGGCUAACCCGUUUGAGGAGGAUGAGGAAGUAGAGUAAGUUUGACUGGGGCGGUGGAGGCGGUGGCCGACCGCGUCUUCAUGCCGCCCGCCUCUUCGUCCGCCUCUUCAACCUCCGCGGCGCGUCGCUACAGCAACGCAUCCUGGAGCUUGCUGUCGUUGGCCGACGCGGCCGACCUCUUCCACAAGA
Molecule: messenger RNA, 1198 nt
Organism: Osmerus eperlanus (European smelt)
Lineage: Eukaryota; Metazoa; Chordata; Actinopteri; Osmeriformes; Osmeridae
Exons: 14
Coding region: 230-1048 (272 amino acids)
Source: RefSeq, a predicted model, not a curated record